AUGGUCUCUCAAAUUUCUGUAAACUCAUUCUAUGUCGAGAGGUAUUCUUCUUAUUUUUAUAAAGUUCCCAAUACAAUUUCCCUGGGGGCCCUGUGCAUGAACAUCCAGCAACGUAUCAAGCAGAAAUUUCAGCGUGAAUGGUAUGAAGACCAAGUCCACUCUGAUCUUACGUCAAUUAUCUUAUCUUCAAACACACAUGGCUCCACCUUACUAGAAAACAAUGCUACAAUCCUUGGCGAUCUAUGUGGACCGAUAGACCGCAUACAUGCAAUCGUUCCUUCACAACAGCUUGACAGUUCCAAAGCUCCCUCGCAGCAUGUGGCAUUGAUGCCCAAUAGCAUGAGCAGUCCUGACUAUGACAGGACUCAGGAGCUCCUAUUUCUAAUAUGUACACUCGACCAGAAUUUGACAGAAGCAUCAAUGGAUGCUAUCGUUCAAAACCAGCAACAAGUAUCUGAAGAAAUGAGGGUAUGGAACCGCGACCGUGCAGAUGACAUCCGUCAGCAGAAGAUGAUACAGCAAAACUUGAAGGACAACCAGGAGCAUUUAAGCCACCUUCGGGAAGCUCAUGCCCACAAUGAGCGAGUUUGGAUCUACAGCGACCAACAGAUCAAAAUGUUGGAGGAUGGACGACAGGAGGGUGGUAUCCAUAUCAGAACACUGGAGAAUUCCCUCACUGUGGAAGGGACAUGGAUCAAACAGUUGGAGAGUUCGAUCGAAAGCUCAAAGAAACAGUGUGAGGUGCAGAUGAAGGUGAUACACGAGGAGGCAGAGGUGAAGUUGAAGGACGUAGAAGCAAA
Molecule: messenger RNA, 800 nt
Organism: Suillus fuscotomentosus
Lineage: Eukaryota; Fungi; Basidiomycota; Agaricomycetes; Boletales; Suillaceae
Exons: 3
Source: RefSeq, a predicted model, not a curated record